Messenger RNA from Macrobrachium nipponense, 2699 nucleotides. RefSeq lists its product as uncharacterized. Bases 474 to 2036 code for a protein of 520 amino acids. NCBI's taxonomy places the organism in Eukaryota, Metazoa, Arthropoda, Malacostraca, Decapoda, Palaemonidae. The transcript is spliced from 6 exons. The record is from RefSeq and is a predicted model, not a curated record.
UCAGUGGCCGAGGGAAGACGUUUAGUUGUCACUCGGUGUAAUUUUUUUUUGGAAAUUAAUUUGUUUUUUUCUUUGUUUUUUCCGUUGAAAGUUAUUUAUUCUCAACUUUUCGGAUUUAGUUUUGCUUUGGGUUCGAAAUUUGCAUUUGUUUUUAUCUUGAGUUGUUUUUAAAGUGAGUUUUGUGUUGGCUUUCUUUUUUUUGAAAACUGAAAUUCGACGAGAGCAUUUUUACAUAUUCCUCAGGUGGAGGUGCUGACUAGGCUUGGUUCAGCUACAGACCUGUAAGGAAUUUGGAAAUACAAUCAACUUAUUAAGGAUAACUCAUUAUCUGCAUGAAAUGUCAGCAUCUAUAGAUUUCCAAAUUGCAGAAAUACUCAAGAGAUGAUGUAUAAUAAGAGGUGAAUCUUUGUAGACUCCAAUCUAGGUUUCUGAACUAGAUAUUCGUAGACUCUUUUUAGACAAGUUGAAUCACCAUGGAUCCUCACAUGACCAGAGAGGACCUGGAGAACUUGUACCUAGAGCCUUUAACCCACCGCCAUCUCAAGCAGUCUCACUCUCCGCUUGCCAAUCCCCCGACCAAGAAGAAGAAACUGGUCAACUUCAAGCUCUCCCUCCGCAGGGACUCUGUGGACGACCACACCCCUAUCAAGUACAACCAGAUCGCCUCCUCGCGCAAGCAGAACGCCGCGCCCGAAGGUAGAGAGGACCCCAGAAGCACCACCUUCAAGAACCUGAACAUGAUCAACAAGAGGGACGAGUCCGUCAGUAGUCUGUCGACGCAGGAGAGCAUCUUGACUCCCGAGGCCAACGGCAAUGUGCCUGGCUGGACGCAGAUUGACGACAACCAGAGGCCCAAGCUGAACCAAAUCACCUCACCCACCAAGUCUGUCCUGAAGAACAAGCAGCCGCCUGGGGAGAGCGUGCCCCUACAAACGAGGAGGAAGUCUGUGGCAGACCAGUGGAACAUGGUCAGGUCUCUCUCCAGGGAGGAUAGUGUGAGGAGGACGAGCCUCUACUCCGUUGUGAACGUCGUUUUCAACAAGAGGAAAGGGACCCCAGCACCUUCCAUAUGGACGCCGUCUGUGCCAAGGAGCCAGCCUGCCCCCAGACCGGGAAACUGGCGAGAACAAGAGGAACCAGGGAAAGGCCACUUCAUGAUCUCCUUCGUGAGUAACGUGGCCCUUCAGAAGACGAAACAGCAGAUCAGGCAGAUGAAGUUCCAAGUAUCCCCGUACUACCAGGAGUCUCAAAGCCCGCGGCAAAGAAGAAGACACGUGGAAUUCUACGGGAAGCACUACGUCCAGUGGAUGUCGGACAUCCUCAAGAACCAGGCCUUCCAGAGUGGCACGCUCAUGAAGGGGCUGGAAAUCGGUAUUCAGUUCCCAGUGGUGCACCUGACACCAGUCUCGACGAACGCAAACUCCAAACGACACCAAGACGCAUCUUCCUCGUCCACGACGAGCCUAGGACUGGCUUCGGAUGCUGUCAUGAACCAAGGAAUCUACGAGGAGGUCGUAUCCUGGAUUCCGGAGCUCCUGGUGACAUGUCCUAGCGACCCCUCCGAGUGGGCUCGGUGUUUCAUCGUCAUAGCCUUCAAAACACUGGACGGAGAUUUCAGCAGGGUAAAGGUGGAGGAGCAGUGGCGCGAGUGGACAGGGGCCCUACACGUCUACUUCAACAUCUCGGACGACCUCCACCUGAAGAAGCUCUCCUUCUAUAGGAGAAGCUCACGCCACCACCCGACCCUGUUCACCUACAUCGUCAUCAUCGAAGUUGACACAGUCACCAAGGAAAACUGCCUCUACCUCCUGGACUUCGUCUACCGCAUGAGGAUGAAGGGAAUGGGGGGAUAUUUGGGCGUGUACCAGGAACACGUCCCUUCUGAUGCGCCUACGUCUGCGUCUUCUUCUUCUUCUUCUUCGUCUUCGUCUUCUGCGUCGUCGACGACCAACAGGAAAGAUGGCAGAAACUUGUCAGGGUCUUCCACUCACUCUUUAGACUCGAGUGCUCUAGACUUGACCAAGAUUAAUAUUUAAGUCUUUGUUUACGUUCUGCUGUCUUUUGUCUCUCGUUUGUGUUCUGACGUAGACCCGUCUCGUAAUGCGCUGGGCGUGUUUCUAAAAGACCCCUUGCUUAGUCUUAGUAGAAGGAGAAGAAGUGACCUGGGGGCGAAGACCCCUGACUUAGUCUUAGGAAGAAGGAGAAGAAGUGACCUGGGCCGAAGACCCCUGACUUAGUCUUAGAAGAAGAAGGAAGAGAAGGGACCUGGGUGUGAAGACUCCUUCCUUAGUCUUAGAAGAAGGCGGAGAUGAUAGAGCCUAGGGGCGAAGGCCCUUAGUUUGUCUUAGAAGAAGAAGAAGGAGAAGCAGAAGGGACAUUAGUUUUAGAAGAAUGGAAAUAAGGGACCUGGGGUUGUGGGAAGUCUUUACUUUGCUAAGAUAUUUUAUACAAAAUUAAUGUUGAUGAGGGUCUCAGACUCACAUCCCUGUGAUUGUUUGUCUCUGAAGCAACUGAGCAAGAUACGUUUUAUAAGUUGUAAAGUUGACAGUUAUCCCUCUACUUGAGCAUUAGAUUAGGCGAACAAAAGCAAGUAAUUGGAUUUGGUUGCUUAGAUAGAUCUAAUCAGUUUUAUUAAGGCUAUGUUAAUUAAUAUUUUGAUUGUUGAAGUGUUGAAGAUAGUAAAUAUAAACACUUUUGUA